AUGCUGGAUGACUUCUCUUCAGUCAAAAUUGAUUCCAAAGAGCCCAUAAUUUCAGCCGCUGGCCCGGGCUGGCCUUCAACGACAGCAGCUCCAGCUCCAGCUUCAAAAGACAAUUCCGCAACGGCCGAGGAUGACGUUCUCUCGGAUGACGACUUUGCGAAGCAGCUUCAGGCUGGAAUGGCCGAGUUGAUGGGGGAGAUGGAGAAUUCUCCGGAGAUGCAAGCCCAGUUUGAGAGCAUAUUCAAGGAACUCGGCGCCGCAGCAGCGGCCACCACUGGUGGAUCGCCGACAGGUGCCGCAGCGCCGGGCUCAGGGUCUGCCGACCGUCCUCAGGCAUCGUCGUCCACUGGCGCGGAUGCCUCGUUCCAGGACACGAUCCGCCGCACGAUGGAGCGCAUGCAGACCUCGGGCGACCAGGCCACUGCCGCUGCUCAGAGCGAAGGAUCGGACGACUUCAUGGCAGAGCUGCUGAAGCAGAUGCAGACGGGCGGCCUGGGAGAGGGCGGCCUGGGUGAGGGCAGUGAGGAGGAGUUUUCCAAAAUGCUGCUUGGCAUGAUGGAGCAGCUGACCAACAAAGACAUCCUGUACGAGCCCAUGAAGGAGCUGAACGAUAAAUUCCCUGAAUGGAUGGAGAAGAACAAGGACACCGUUUCGGAGGAGGACAGGAAGCGCUAUGAGCUCCAGCAAGGGUUUGUCAAGGAGAUCGUGGCCAAGUUCGAGGAGAGCACGUACUCGGACUCGAAUGCGGCAGAUCGGGAGUAUAUUGUGGACAGGAUGCAGAAGAUGCAGGCUGCCGGGUCUCCACCUCCGGACCUAGUCGGCGACAUGCCCUCUGCACAAGACGCCUUGAAUGCUCCUGAUGCAGAAUCCUGUAAUCCUCAAUGA
This is a messenger RNA of Diaporthe batatas, 885 nucleotides long. RefSeq lists its product as uncharacterized. The coding region runs from base 1 to 885 and encodes 294 amino acids. The record is from RefSeq and is a predicted model, not a curated record. Lineage: Eukaryota; Fungi; Ascomycota; Sordariomycetes; Diaporthales; Diaporthaceae. The transcript has 3 exons. Gene Ontology annotation, biological process: protein import into peroxisome membrane. Gene Ontology annotation, cellular component: peroxisomal membrane; peroxisome.